AUGGCCUUGCCGGCGAUCCCCGACGAGCUCCUGGUGGAAAUCCUCCUCCGCCUCCCCACCGCAGCCGACCUCAUCCGCGCCUCGGCCGCCUGCGUCUCCUUCCGCCGCCUAAUCGCCGGCCGCUCCUUCACCCGUCGCUUCCGCAAGCUCCACCCGCCGCCCCUUCUCGGCUUCCUCGACACAGGGCGGCUUCGCUUCCACCCCGCCGUCCCGCCUCACCCCUCCGCGCCCGCGGCCAGGGCCGUCGCCAGCGCCGCCGACUUCUCCUUCGACUUCCUCCCCUCCCCUUGCUCCUCUCGGCCCUGGUCCGUGCAGGAUGUGCUUGACGGCCGCGUACUCCUCGAAAGGCCCCGCCCCCGCCGUCGCGAAUCUCCCUCCAAUGAGAUGGUCGUGUGCGACCCCUUGCACCGGCACUAUCUCUUGCUUCCCCGGAUCCCCGAUGACCUAGCCGCUUCGGUUGUCCACGCACAAGGGUUCUGCUACGAAGACUCCUGCCUCGUCCCUUCCGGCGACCACGAGGAGGCAGCUGCGACGGACGAGGCUUCAUUCAGGGUGAUCUGGAUGAUGCUGCUCCCAACUAAGCCGGUGAUCUUUGUCUUCUGCUCGGGCACAGGGCAAUGGCGAACAGUUCCAUCACUGACUUGGAGCGAGAUGUCGCCUGGCUUUGUGUUAUCGACACAUGUGUUUUCUUUCCUGAGGCGCCUUUACGCCCAUGGCUGUUUCUACUGGACUUCAUGCUCCACCGAGAAAUUCCUCGCGCUCGACAUCAGGAGGAUGGAGUUCUCCGUGGCUGUCCACCCACCCUGUGAAAGAAAACCGGGUGAGAAUGUGGUGAUCGCGGAGGCAGACCAAGGCAUGAUUCUCAUGUUUGUGCCUAAGCCUAACACGUCUCCCGUUAUUUAUACUGUUUGGCGAAACAAUGGUGGGAGGUUCACCCAGUGGCAGAUGGAGAAGCCAAUCACGCUGGAUUCUGGGUCCGGCCUCAUGGGUGCAGCGGGGGAGGCAUUUGCUCCUAUAUUAUUGCGGAACCUCGUCGGUCGGCCGAAGUUGUUUCACGCGGGACGUUAA
Messenger RNA from Triticum turgidum subsp. durum (durum wheat), 1068 nucleotides. The record is from the annotation of a GenBank genome assembly. Lineage: Eukaryota; Viridiplantae; Streptophyta; Magnoliopsida; Poales; Poaceae.